Phytophthora infestans T30-4 is the source of this 309-nucleotide messenger RNA. RefSeq lists its product as uncharacterized. The transcript is spliced from 4 exons. Bases 1 to 309 code for a protein of 102 amino acids. The record is from RefSeq and is a predicted model, not a curated record. NCBI's taxonomy places the organism in Eukaryota, Oomycota, Peronosporomycetes, Peronosporales, Peronosporaceae.
AUGUCUCAGUACUACGGCCGAUCACUGUGUCUACGCUCGCUUUGUGCUACGAGAUGGAACUCCGCUCAAGGCUAUUUUGCCUCUUUGCUCUGCGUACAUAAGCUAAAAACCGCGGAAGCGGUCAUUGUGCCGUUGUCAUACGCAUCGUACAUGCUUCAACGUGAAGAGAAUACGGUAGGUGAUGUGUGUGAGCUAGCCCUAUUUUUACUGGGGUAUGCACUUCACCCUAUGUACGCUGAACAUGCACGAAAAAUGCCAACUACAGCGGUGUCUGGAGUUGUGGAUGCAAGGAGCAUUUACCAGAGCUAA